GGUGAAUUUUCAAGCCGUCGACAUGUCUUCUAAGACUCUAUUCCUUUCGUGUCUCGCGGUUCUCCUUAUCAAAGGAUCACAUGGAGCAAACAUUCUGGCAAUAUUUAGUUUUCCUGCUCCUUCGCAUUUGAUUGUGGAAAUGUCAAUGGCCAAAGUGUUGGCUGAGAAUGGCCAUAAUGUCACGGUGGUCACAUCUUUGAAGCCUCAUGUAACUCACAGGAAUCUCAACCAUAUAUACGUGCCUCUGACUGAGAAGGAGCACGCAGCACAUGAAGCGAGCAUAGCCAACAUGACUGAGAGAGAUAAUUCGAAUCUGAUUACAGCUCUUUUUCACAUGAGGAAUGAAAUUUAUAUCGUGAAUAGCAUCAACUUUAAUGUCAUGCAAAAUCAACGCGUUCGAGAUCUGUACGAGAACAAGGAUAACAAAUUCGAUCUCGUGAUGGUCGGUUUCUGCUUUAACAACUUUCAAAUCGGCAUCGCUCAGAAGCUGAAGGUACCAGUGGUGGUGGCGACGUCAAUGUUCCCAUCGAAAAUAUUCGACUCAAUGCUUGGAGGUAUACCAACGCAAUCCUAUGUUCCAUCAAUGUUUCAUUCCAUCGAAAAAGGUCAAGUAAUGAGCUUAUUGCAACGAAUAAAAAAUUACCAGACAAUCAGUAUGAUCGAAACAAUUAGGUGUCUUAUUGACAUGGAUAAUGCUAGAUAUUACGAGAAACUCUAUGGCGAUGAUCCGACUAUGCCAAAAUAUGAGGAGCUCAACAAAAAUGUGUCACUUGUCCUCUUCAAUUCGCAUAGCCUUAGUGAAGGCCCCAUUCGACCCAAUUUCCCAGCAGCGAUUGAAGUUGGAGGCAUUCAAAUUAAGGAAACACCCGAUCCCUUGCCAAAACCGAUUGCUGACUUUUUGCAAAAUGCUACACACGGAGCAAUCCUUCUUAGCCUGGGCACCCAUGUAAAGGGAGCCUAUGUAAAACCCGAGACAAUUGCAAAAAUGUUUAAUGUGCUGUCCAAGCUGAAACAGAAAGUUAUCUGGAAGUGGGAGGAUCUGGAUAAAACUCCUGGAAAAUCGGAUAAUAUUCUCUACUCCAAGUGGCUGCCACAAGAUGAUAUUCUAGCCCAUCCCAAUAUUAAGCUCUUCAUAAAUCACGCUGGAAGAGGCGGCAUCACGGAAUCUCAGUUUCACGGAAAGCCUAUGCUCUCUUUGCCAGUGUUUGCCGAUCAGCCCGGUAAUGCUGCUAAGAUGGUUAAGGAUGGAUUUGGUUUGAGUAUGAGCUUAUUAACCCUGGAAGAGAAGCCCUUCCAUGAUAACAUCAAAGAAGUUCUCGAGAAUCCCCAAUAUACGGAAAAKGUAAAAGCAUUCUCCCAGCUCUUCCGUGAUCGCCCAUUGACAGCUCGUCAAACCGUGCUCUAUUGGAUUGAAUAUGUUCUGAGGCAUCAUGGAGCAGCCCAUUUGCAGAGUCCCCUCGUCCAUAUGAGCUUCAUAGCAGCCAAUAAUUUAGAUAUUUAUGCAUUGCUAAUUUCCUUCGUAAUUGUUAUCUGGUUUCUCUUGAAGUUAGGACUUAAGUUUGUGUAUGAAAAUAUUAGUGGAAAAUGGAAAAGUGGCACGAUUGCUAAGCCAAAGAAACUGAAAACAAGUGUAGUUCAGUUAGCGACGAAUAUUCUAGCCGGGAACAUGUCGCUAAAGUUUCUAUUGCUCUCGCUUCUCGCGGCUUUCUUUAUCAAUGGAUCGCGUGGGGCAAACAUUCUAGCAGUAUUUAGCUGUCCCUCUCCAUCUCAUCUGAUUGUGGAAAUUUCAAUGGCCAAGGUGUUGGCUGAGAACGGACAUAAUGUCACGGUGAUCACAUCUCUGAUACCUCAUGUGACCCACAAGAAUAUAAACCUUAUACACGUGCCACUCACCGAGGAGGAGAACAAAGCCAAGGAGGCUAGCAUAGCCGGAAUGGUUGAGAGAGACAACUCUGAUCUUAUUGCGGCUGUAUUCCGCAUGCGGAAAGAAUUGUUGGCAAUGUUUGACAAGAGUCGCGAUGUCAUGAAAGAUCCACGUGUCCGAGAUCUGUACGAGAACAAGGAUAACAAGUUCGAUCUCGUGAUGGUCGGCUACUUCUUCAAUACCUUUCAAAUAGGCAUCGCUCAGAAGCUGAAGGUGCCAGUGGUGAUAGUAACUUCAAUGUUCCAAUCAGAGCUAUUCGAUCCCAUGCUCGGGGAAAUUCAAAUCCAAUCCUAUGUUCCGACCAUGGGUGUUUCCGUCGAAAAAGGUCAGACAAUGAGCUUUGGACAGCGCUUAAAAAAUUACAUAUUACUUAGUGCAUUUAAAACAUUUAUGUACCUUAUGGACAUGGAUAAUGCAAAAUAUUACGAGGAGAUCUUUGGAAAUGAUCCAACUAUGCCAAAAUAUGAAGAUCUCUACAAAAAUAUAUCCCUUGUCCUAUUCAAUUCUCAUGGCAUUAGUGAAGGUCCCAUUCGACCCAAUUUCCCGGGAGCGAUUGAAGUUGGAGGCAUUCAAAUUAAGGAAACACCCGAUCCCUUGCCAAAACCGAUUGCUGACUUUUUGCAAAAUGCUACACACGGAGCAAUCCUUCUUAGUCUAGGCUCAAAUUUGAAAGGAGCAUUUUUGAAGCCGGAUACAGUUCAAAAGAUGUUCAAUGAGCUGUCCAAGCUGAAGCACAAAGUUAUCUGGAAGUGGGAGGAUCUGGAUAAAACUCCUGGAAAAUCGGAUAAUAUUCUCUACUCCAAGUGGCUACCACAAGAUGAUAUUCUAGCCCAUCCCAAUAUUAAGCUCUUCAUAAAUCAUGCUGGAAGAGGUGGCAUCACGGAAUCUCAGUUUCACGGAAAGCCUAUGCUCUCUCUGCCUGUCUUUGGCGAUCAACCCGCUAAUGCUGAUAAGAUGGUUAAGGAUGGAUUUGGUUUGAGUAUGAGCUUAUUAACCCUGGAAGAGAAGCCCUUCCAUGAUAACAUCAAAGAAGUUCUCGAGAAUCCCCAAUAUACGGAAAAUGUAAAAGCAUUCUCCCAGCUCUUCCGUGAUCGCCCAUUGACAGCUCGUCAAACCGUGCUCUAUUGGAUUGAAUAUGUUCUAAGGCAUCAUGGAGCAGCCCAUUUGCAGAGUCCCCUCGUCCACAUGAGUUUCAUAGCAGCCAAUAAUCUAGAUAUUUAUGCAUUGCUCUUAUGUCUCAUAGCUGUAAGUUGGUUCGCCUUUAGAAAAAUCGCCAUAUGUUUGUGUAAAAAGUUGGCCGGAAAGCCGAAAAAUGUUUCAAAGGCUAAAAAGACGAAGAAAGUGAAAACUAAAUAAAUUA
Molecule: messenger RNA, 3284 nt
Organism: Drosophila arizonae
Lineage: Eukaryota; Metazoa; Arthropoda; Insecta; Diptera; Drosophilidae
Product: UDP-glycosyltransferase family 37 member E1
Molecular function (GO): UDP-glycosyltransferase activity
Source: RefSeq, a predicted model, not a curated record